UCCGGUUUAAACAGUCACAUUUCCGCCAUCAAGCACGCCGGUACUGAGAAUCAAACCAAAGAGCAAGCGUAACACCAAUUUGCAGGGAAAUCGCAGCCAUAAAACCACAACCAGCGCAGGGGUUGGGUGUAAAACCUUCACAGACCACGCCGGGAUGUUCAAACUCGAGGGGUUAGGGCCGAAAAUGGACCCAGAGGAGAUGAAGAAAAAGAUGCGACAGGACGUCAUCUCGUCCGUGCGCAAUUUCCUAAUCUAUAUUGUCCUUCUCAGAGCCACUCCAUAUAUUUUGAAGAAGUUGGACAGCAUUUGAGACCAUCUACCUCUCCAGUAUUCCCACACUCCAUUUACUGCAUCAAGCACAAUGGACAUAACGAUGACAGGGGAACAAAGCUAAACACCAUCAUAUGGAUCCUAUAUGGAAUACUUAUUUAUAGGCUUCAAUGAAGACAGUGCGUUUUGUCCCACAUAGCACUUGAACACUAAGUAGUUGUCAGUUGUAGUUUUCAAGAUGUCCUCUGUUUUUGUUUACGGUUAGUGCUCAGUAACAGAAAAACAUCUGAUUGCAUUUUGGUUUUGAGUGAUACUGUACCUCCAUUUGCAAUGGUCCCUAACAAUAAAUGAGAGUGUUGUAAUUGAA
Molecule: messenger RNA, 637 nt
Organism: Salvelinus fontinalis (brook trout)
Lineage: Eukaryota; Metazoa; Chordata; Actinopteri; Salmoniformes; Salmonidae
Product: mitochondrial import receptor subunit TOM5 homolog
Exons: 2
Coding region: 155-310 (51 amino acids)
Cellular component (GO): mitochondrial outer membrane translocase complex
Source: RefSeq, a predicted model, not a curated record